AUGGAUCCUCCACCACCCGGCUCGUCCCAUGGACAACAGCAGCAGCCAUCCGCUUCACAACAACGACCGGCGCAGACGCAACAGCCUGUUUAUGAUACAAGUCAAGGAGGUCAUUAUGGUGCCAGUGCCUUGCUAUCUCAACAAGGUUUUGCACCCGUUCCAGAAUUCUACACAGGAGCGUGGGCAAAUGUAAACCAAGGUCUGCAUGGACAAUAUAAGGACAUUCUUACGACCUAUUGGCAACAAAUCAUCAAUCAUCUUGAGGGUGACACUCAUGACUACAAGCUUCAUCAGCUCCCCCUCGCACGUAUCAAGAAAGUCAUGAAGGCCGAUCCCGAAGUAAAGAUGAUUUCCGCCGAAGCUCCAAUCCUAUUCGCCAAGGGAUGUGAUAUCUUUAUCACGGAACUUACUAUGAGAGCAUGGAUCCACGCCGAAGAAAAUAAGCGUCGCACCUUGCAACGAUCGGAUAUUGCUUCUGCAUUGGCCAAGUCGGACAUGUUUGAUUUUCUGAUUGAUAUUGUUCCACGUGAAGAAGCCGCAGCUCACGCAAAGAGACCUUCUGGUUCAGGACAAGCCGCACCACAAAUUCCCGGCGCUGCUCCCGGUUCGGCACAGCUUCCUCCUCAACAAUCCAAUAUUCCACAGCAGUCUGGUCACCCCCCUCACCCACAAUCCAUGCCUCAAGAUUAUUCUCUCGGUGGUCAUGGCAUUGCUCCAGAACAAGACCCAUAUCGUCAUCAACCAAACAUGUAUCAACCACAAGUUCCUCCCGGUCAACCUGGCCAGUAUGGCGCACAACAGCCAAUGUAUGGCGAGAUGAAUGAGAUAUAUGGAUAUCCAGCCAUGCCUCCACCUCAACAACAAAUGUACCAAGUCCCACAUCAACCCCGUCAAGAUCCAGUUAAUACCGACGCUACGCAUCAUUACCCACGCCAGGAAGGUGGUGACGGCGAUGCUGAUGCUGAAGGCGAGCGUGAUUAUGAGGUAGGAUAA
Molecule: messenger RNA, 993 nt
Organism: Botrytis deweyae
Lineage: Eukaryota; Fungi; Ascomycota; Leotiomycetes; Helotiales; Sclerotiniaceae
Exons: 5
Coding region: 1-993 (330 amino acids)
Biological process (GO): regulation of DNA-templated transcription
Cellular component (GO): CCAAT-binding factor complex; nucleus
Molecular function (GO): DNA binding; protein heterodimerization activity; DNA-binding transcription activator activity, RNA polymerase II-specific
Source: RefSeq, a predicted model, not a curated record